AACAAGAACAAAAUGGACAAGCAGAAGAAUUAAUGAUUAAUCAACUGAAAAAAAAAUAAAAAACAAAUGAGAAUGAUGCAAAGGAGGAAGGAGGGAAGUAAAUGGCAACAAGAAAGGAUUUCCCAGUUUUCUCAUUUUGUUAAUCUCUCUCUCUCUCUCUCUCUCUCUCUCUUUCCCUCUCUUCUCUCUCUCUCUCUCUCUCCGCAUUGUUUUUUCUUUUAAGAGUUAAGAUGUAACGCCUGAGAUCUUUGGCAUCGGUUAUUGCAUUCUUAUCUUCUUCAAUCUUGGUCUACUGGCGUUUGCUUGUUGGAGGAGAGAAAGGAAUACAGAUCCCCAGAGAACAGGAAGGAGGAGGGAACCCUAGAAGAUUUCCCAAAUGGGAGAAUCCUGUGAUAUUCAUUCUGAAGAGGACAAAGCUGUUCCUGAGAAGAACAAGAAAAGGAGGCUAAAGACACCAUUCCAAGUUGAGGCCUUAGAGAAAUUUUAUAAUGAACACAAGUACCCCACAGAGUCAAUGAAAUUACAGCUUGCAGAGGAGAUAGGAUUGUCGGAAAAGCAGGUAUCUGGAUGGUUUUGCCAUAGAAGGUUGAAGGACAAAAAGCUAUCUAAAGAUGAAGCAUAUGCAAGUGCAAGGCAAGAUCUUUCUAGUGGUGUUAUACAGGAUCGGGGCAGUGGACAUAGGCAGGACUCAUGUAGCAGCACCAAGCAAGGGGAAUACAAGCAUUUUGAUCCUAAGGAGGUGGAAAGUCGAAGGCUUUAUGGCCAAGAAUAUCCAAGUGGAGAUAUGAUUCUCAUGAGUAGGGGUCAAUAUAUUCAUACUGGGAAUUAUAAUGCCAUGGAGAAUUCAUCUUCAGGAAGUAGCUCAGCUUCACAGGACAGGUUGUUUGCUCAGAGUGAGGAUCCCUAUGAUAUGGAAUCUUUGAGGUACUCAUCUCAGAAUGGCAGCUAUUUGUUGAUGAAUUCCAAGGGCAUCAAGAACAGGGGGCAUAUGAUGUCAUCAGGAUAUUUGAACGUGCAGGAUGAGGUUGAAAAUGCUGCUAUUACUGCUGUUAAGAGGCAACUAGGGAGGCAUUAUCGGGAAGAUGGUCCACCACUUGGUGUUGAAUUUCAGCCACUUCCUCCGGGUGCAUUUGAUUCACCGGUUACUAAUCCAAACCAUGAACCAUACUAUGUGGGUGAUCCUAUAGUGCAGAGUUCUCACAGCAUACCAAGUGUUUGCAAGGAUCCUACUCUUGGAACGAGGUAUGACAGAUACAACUCCAUGAUGCAUACUCAAGGCUCAUAUCCAGAAGGAGCAUGUCUUAGAAGAACCAUGUUAGACCAUCGGGAUGAAUUUUCUAGUUUCCCAUCAAAGCGAAAGUCUUCAUUCACCAGUUGCAGCAAUCGUGCCCCUGAUAAGAACUCCAUGUAUAUGGAUGGAGAUUCCAUUGAGGAAACCUCUAUGCUUAACAUCAGCAGGAACUGUGGAGCAAGGUCUAAGCAUUCUGUUCAAGGGAUAAGAUCAGAUGCCCUUGCCAAUGAUCUACCACAUGUUUAUGGUGGAAAACUUAUUGCCAGUGAACCUUUCUAUCCUCAGUUACAUAAAUGUGAUGACUCUACUAACCCACAUUUGUUCCAGAGGAAUGAUUACAUUGGGUCUAAAUCUUCUAAUUUGGUACUUACGCACAGUGGGUCUCUUGAUACAGAGGAAAGAGGAAAGUCUGGAAGGAUGGCAAAGGGUGAGAAGCUUUAUAGGGAGAGAACAAGUAAGGAGUAUGCCAAUCCAGUUAAAGUCAGGAUGCAACCAGAAAAUGAAAUAAGAAUCGGGAGGAGAAUGAGAGGUCAUGAACUUAUUCCACGGGAUUAUGCAUCUAAAACACCAUCUCCUCAGGAAUUACUGUCAUGGACAAACCACAUGAAAGGGUCUGCUGGGGAGAUGCCAACUAGUUUCAGUGAAGAUGAAACUGCAGCAACCAGUUCUUCCAUGGAUUGAGAGGAAUUCAGCGGCUGAUUAAUUGUACAGGAUUUACACUAGGUAGCAACUGUUGGAAGUUGGGUAGUUGAAACCUAGAAAAUUUCUCUGGAAUAGAACCAAGGGAGAUCCAAAAGGUCUGAAGAGAAAACACAAUGGUAUUUAUUGGAUUGCAAUUUGUUGUAGUGGAAAAGUAUGUCAUAUGCAUGUCACACAAAUGGGACCUUGGCACAUUGUAUUUGUAUACGAUACCAUUGGCCUGAAGCAUCAAGACAGCAACUUAUAGUUGACCCUCUGGUGAGUUGGGAGUCUUCUCUUCAUACCCACUAUUUUUUGGCAGGUGUCAAAAACAACGUUUAUGGGAGAGAACUGUGACUUGAGGUUUCAACUCAUGCUUGGCUUUCUCCUUGUUGAUGUAUGUGCAUAUGUUUUUACUGUGGAAAGCGGUACAGAAUGCUUUAGCAGAUGUAGUUCAGAUCCACUGAAGUGUAAAUUGAGUUUUAUCAUGCCAUUUCUGCAUGUAAAUUUCAUCUAACCAGCAGCCAGAGAAGAUGCAGGCAUUUGGCCUGCCAGAAGAUUGCAUUUGUUUUUUCAAGGACUUGAUUUACUGACGUUGGUAGAUGUUCCACCAAAUUGUAAGGGAUGUUCAAAUGCAGAGUUACUGCUGUUUUUUGUAGAUUUAUUGUUAAUGUUUAUGAGUAAGUGUUAGAAUAUCAUCUUGUAACAGAAAGCAUAUGAAGUGUCAUCAACAGAAGCUUUGAAACUUUCCCGUUAGCUUU
Molecule: messenger RNA, 2730 nt
Organism: Nelumbo nucifera (sacred lotus)
Lineage: Eukaryota; Viridiplantae; Streptophyta; Magnoliopsida; Proteales; Nelumbonaceae
Product: Homeodomain-like superfamily protein
Molecular function (GO): DNA binding
Source: RefSeq, a predicted model, not a curated record